CCAACCCCAGUCUCUCCAUAUAUAAAAGCUAAACCUGCUCCAUCUAGGCUAAUACAGCCUCGCUAGCUACAUAGCUCGGCCAUCUCAUCGACCAGAAAGCCUAAUAGUUAUACCUGCCCAUCCAUUUCUCUUCCUCAUCUCAAAACAUCAUCAUCCUAGGCACAAGCACAAACUUCGUUCGUGACAAGAAGAAGAAGAAGAAGCAUGAGCAAUGGCAGCUCCCCCACAUCUUCCUCCCCUUCGGUCUGCUCGAGGUCAUGGUCCAUAAGUGAGGAUUCUUUGAGGAGGUACGUGAGCUACGCUAGCGAGAGCUGCAUCCAGGAGCUGCUCGCGGCGUCGGACUCGGGCGGCGCCGGACGCGGCGGGGGAGGAGGCGGCGACGAGGAGGACGGCGGGUGGCAGACGCUGGCGUACUGCAACGGCGUGGAGAUAGCGAAGCGGCGGUCGGGGACGGGGCAGAUGUUCCGGAGCCGGUGGCUGCUCUACGCCGUCUCGCCGGAGCAGUUCAUGGCCGUCGCCAACGCCGUCGACGCAGCAAAGCAGUGGGAGUCUGACCUGGUUGACGCGACGUACAUCAAGGAGCUGGGCGAGGACCUGAGCAUCAUCCACCUCAAGUUCGGCGACACCUCGAAGCGGCCGGCGGGUGGCCUCUUCCGCCGCCGCGACCUCGUCGUGUACGAGCGACGGCAGACGAUGGACGACGGCACGCUGGUGGUGGCCGUGGCGUCGCUGCCCAAGGAGAUCGCGGCGGGCCUUCUGCCACGGGACUCCAAGGGCCGGAGCUCCGUCGGCCGGGGCCUGCUCCUGCAGUCGGGGUGGGUCGUCGAGAAGCUGGACGCCGACCACGACGGCGUCGAGUCCUGCAUCGUCACCUACGUCGUACAGCUUGACCCGGCGGCCGGGUGGCUGCCCCGGUGCAUCGUCAGCCGGCUCGACAACAAGCUCGUCACCAUCAUCGCCAAGCUCAAGAAGCUGGCGCAGGCCACUACGUCUACCUGCCCGUCAGCGCCACCACCCGCCCCUAGUUGCAACUCCAGCUCCGAGGAGAAUUAAAGCGUCUCAAUUCUCUUGCACUGUCACCAUUAAUUAGGCGGGCGUGAAGUAAAUACUACGGUUUUGUGGAAAUGGUGUCUCGUACUGGGGUACGUACUAGUGUUUGAUCGAGCGAGAAUGUGUGUAUACCUACUUUGGCUUUUGCAAUCGACUGCACGGAUGCAUGCUUGUAAGUGCUCACGAAAAGUGCUAGCUAGCUAGCUGCAGUCUACUUAGUACGUAUAAAGGAAAGGGAGUAGCUACAAUUUUGCCAUGUCACAAUUCUGUCUCCA
This is a messenger RNA of Hordeum vulgare subsp. vulgare (domesticated barley), 1325 nucleotides long. RefSeq lists its product as uncharacterized. The transcript has 3 exons. Bases 205 to 1053 code for a protein of 282 amino acids. Lineage: Eukaryota; Viridiplantae; Streptophyta; Magnoliopsida; Poales; Poaceae. Gene Ontology annotation, molecular function: lipid binding. The record is from RefSeq and is a predicted model, not a curated record.